UGGUCGGGUACAGUGACGUACGAUUUAUGGGUGGCUAUUGGAAAUGCCUGCUUGAAAAUAGUGAUUAAAGGCAAAACAGUCAGCUAUAGAAGGUAAAAUAAAACCCAAAUCACACAUUUUUUUGCAACAAUUUUAUACUAAUCAAUUAUUAUCGUUUUAUACAACCAUUUAACAAAGGAACUCUAUUUUUUUGCAUUCGUGCAAUAAUCCAGCUACUAUGGAUUUUUAUGCCAGGACCCUAAGAAGCACGUUGAAAUGUUUACGGUUGAAUCGCUGUUAGCUGGACGACUGUAAAAUUAAUUACUGAAUUUUUUAAUGGUAAAACACCGAAUGAGCAACAAACUAGGCCUUCGGAUAGAGCAGCUGAUGAUGAAAACUUUCGUAAGGCAGUAAUUUAAGCUAACCACCACAUUUCAGUUAGCUGUCGGUAACUUGGCAGGAAACUUUUCAGCCUUGACAUUAAAACAAACAUGGCUAGUCCAAUGGUAGUUCCUGUCAUUGAUGUCCAGAAUGACAAUUUUAAAGAGCUUUGGCCUGCUAUGGUAGUGGCCAUUAAAACGUCGUCCUUCGUAGCACUGGACACGGAGCUGAGUGGUCUUGGAAACAGGAAGGCCUUGCUGGCUGAAUCUAUAGAGGACAGAUAUAAAGCUAUAUGCCAUGCAGCUCGCUCUCGCUCCAUCCUCUCUUUGGGAUUCGCCUGCUUUAAGAAACAGGACCAGAAGGUUGCAGACACAUACCUGGUCCAGGUGUACAACCUCACCCUGCUGUGUUCAGAGGAGUACAUCAUAGAGCCCCAGUCAGUUCAGUUCCUGGUGCAGCAUGGAUUUGAUUUCAACAAGCAGUAUGGACACGGGAUCCCUUACUGCAAGGGCAAUAAUAGGGGAGGAUCAGAUGACCGCGGGGUCCACAUCCGAGCGUUGUUCACUGAACUGCUGCGAGCCAGAAAACCUCUGGUGCUCCACAACGGCCUCAUUGACAUGGCCUUCCUUUACCAGUGUUUUUAUGCUCAUCUGCCUGAGCGCUUGGCCACCUUCACAGCUGACCUGUCUGAGAUGUUUCCUGCUGGUAUUUAUGACACCAAGUACGUCACUGAAUUUGAGCUCCGACUCACUGCCUCCUAUCUGGAGUACGCCUUUAAGAAAUGUAAGCUGGAUAACAGCCGCAGUUUGACCUCCGGAGCACCUGGACCUCAUGUUCACAUUGAGUUCUGUCAGUAUGCUGGUCACAUGUCCACCUAUGUGGACUAUAAAGAGUGUCCAGAUGUUGCCUCUUCUGAGAGACAGACUGAAAUCUGCCAGCGCUUCUCUGCAUUUGGUUGGUGUCCCAAUGGUACUCAGUGUCCGUUAUCCCAUGACACGGACCUAAUCAUUCUUCAGGAUGAGAAAGGAAAGGAGGACAAAAGGAAAAAGAGGAAGAGACAGAGAGAUAAGAGGAAAGGAGGAGGAGGAGAGAUAACAGAGAGUUCCUCCAUCUUUCAUGGUGCCCCGCAAAACAAGAUACCCCAUAUGGACGUGGAUCAAGAAGAAACAUCAGGUGACCACCAUGAGGAAACUGCUGAGUCGUGCCCUGACAGCGCGGCAGUAAUGGAUAGUGAUGGAACCAUCCAACAGACUGAAGGAGAAAGCAUGACGGCUGACAACGACGAGAACGAAAUGCGCAAAGACAAUUCAGACUCGAGAAACUCUGCAACAAGUGAUGACGGCUCAAACGCCAAGAAUGGUGCAGAAAACAGAACAGGAGAAGCAGCAAGAGAAAAGUUCACUGACGCUCUGAAGAAGAAGGUUGAUGCAGGAACACAUCGGGCAGGAUUUGAUGCCUUUAUGACCGGAUACAUCUUUGCCUGCUCUUGUACGCUCACCAAGAAAGAAGAAGCAGCAGCAGCAGAGGAGAAGGAGCAGAAGGUGGAUGAGCAGUCGUGGCUUCCUACCUGCCUCAAUAAAGUCUAUCUCAGCGGCAAAGCGGCUCCUCUGAACGUGGUUAAAAGCACCUUCUCCAAGUCGUCCAAGGCCCACACGCAGAAGAUGGAGAUGGUGUGGGGUGGAAGAAUGUAAAUUGGACACAGAAGGGAAGCUACAGUUGAUAGAAAUGCAGGUUCAAAGUUUAGUUUUUAGCCAGACUGACAACAUGGCAACAGACUGAACAACUCUGAAAGGGAUUGCUGUGAAAUUUUGGCAUUCAUGUCACCAGCGAGUAAAUCAAAAUGAUGCCUGUGGUCGACUUACUUUGAAUCUGGUUACACAUGAGGUUGACAUUUGUGUUUUUGUGUAAUAUCUUGGUUAGAUUUCUGUAAAUUUAUGUCUUUAUCCACACCAGGAUCACUUGUAGUGACUAGAGUAGACCUUUCAUAUUUUCACCAUUUGUUUGGUUAAUGAAAAGCACCUGCAGAACUAAUGAUCCUCAACCCAGCCUCACCUUUAUUUUGUGUUAAUUCAAUGUUAGCAUGCUAACUGCUAAGCUAAGAUGUCAAACAUGCUGUGCUAAACAUUAGACCGUCAUUGUGAGCAUAUUAGCUUGCUGAAGUUAGCAUUUAGCUGAAAACUCUGCAGUGGUAAGAUUUGUUAAUUAUUGAAAUAAAGGUAUUCCACAAUGACUUCUAUAAUUAGGUAAUAGUUGAGGUAAUAUUAAACUUAACCCAACAUUUGAUAGUUGUCAGUCUUUAAUGUGAGAAUAUGUUACUUUUGUAGAGCUAGCUGAAUAGAAACCCUAAUAAUUUGGGCAUUUGGACUGUUGGUUGUAUAAUGAUGCCGCUUGGUGCCAUAGAGUAAUAUAAUGCCAUUUUUACUACAUUGUUUUUAUAUUGCAGGGUUUUUUUGCCUCACUGAUCAAACUGUAAUAACUGACAAGAGAAUUAUUACUGGCUUGAAUGACUUACAAUUGUAUAUUCAGCAAUAAAUUGCAAUGCAGAGGCAUCCCUUUUAAAUUACUCCACUCCUUUUGCACUGGAAGUGAGGUGACUUUUGAUAUCCAUUCAUAGCACAGUCUAGAUUUUGUAUAUGGCCUGUUUCCUCUGGAAAGUAAACAAAAGCUCUUCAACAAUGA
This is a messenger RNA of Amphiprion ocellaris (clown anemonefish), 3039 nucleotides long. RefSeq names its product target of EGR1, exonuclease (gene toe1). Gene Ontology annotation, cellular component: cytoplasm; Cajal body. Bases 471 to 2051 code for a protein of 526 amino acids. Gene Ontology annotation, molecular function: 3'-5'-RNA exonuclease activity; snRNA binding; metal ion binding. Gene Ontology annotation, biological process: snRNA 3'-end processing. The record is from RefSeq and is a predicted model, not a curated record. The transcript has 8 exons. NCBI's taxonomy places the organism in Eukaryota, Metazoa, Chordata, Actinopteri, Pomacentridae.